CCCUCCAUCCUUCCUGGUGGGAGGUAUGAGAUGCGCUGCGCAGACCCGUCCUCUACCGACGCAUCUUCCUGGCCUGCCCCCUCCCUCCCUCUCGCUCUCCCUCCCUCCCUCUUUCUGUCCCUCUCUCUCUCUCUCUCUCAUUCUCUCUUUCCUCCUUUUCUGUCUGCCACUAGCUUACCUGAAGGGAAGUGCACAAAGCCUAUAAGAAAAAUCUGGCGUGUCAGCUGGGCCCUGUGCGCGCUAUGCUGCGGUAAAAGGCCCGCUGUUUGCGGUGUUUACAGGGGAUGUAGAGAGGGACAGAGACACCGCUCUCCCCGACGGACCGCGCCGUGUCUGCUCUCCUCUGCCCAGCCCGCUGCAUCGCUGAGCGGCCUGCGAAGCACACAAGAUGUCGACUAGAACGCCAUUGCCCACGGUGAACGAGCGUGACACCGAGAAUCACUCAUCGGUGGAUGGCUUUGCUGAACCCCCAGUUCCCCCAACAAAGUCUGCGAGUCGCCACAGCCUGCCGCGAUGCCGCAACUCCUUUACCUCCACAGAGGACCAGCCCCAUAUUGGUAAUUAUCGCCUCCUCAAGACCAUUGGGAAGGGGAAUUUCGCCAAGGUGAAGCUGGCACGACAUGUCCUGACUGGACGAGAGGUGGCAGUGAAGAUUAUAGAUAAAACCCAGCUGAAUCCCACCAGUCUACAGAAGCUCUUCAGGGAAGUCCGAAUAAUGAAGCUACUGAAUCAUCCAAAUAUAGUGAAAUUGUUUGAGGUGAUAGAGACGGAGAAGACACUUUAUUUGGUGAUGGAGUAUGCCAGUGGUGGUGAAGUGUUUGACUAUCUAGUGGCUCAUGGCAGAAUGAAGGAGAAGGAGGCCAGAGCCAAGUUCAGGCAGAUUGUGUCUGCAGUGCAGUAUUGUCAUCAGAGGAGGAUAGUACACAGGGAUCUUAAGGCGGAGAACCUGUUGUUAGACGCGGAUAUGAACAUCAAGAUAGCUGACUUUGGCUUCAGUAAUGAGUUCACUGUGGGAAGUAAGCUGGACACGUUCUGCGGCUCCCCGCCGUACGCUGCCCCAGAACUCUUCCAGGGAAAGAAGUACGAUGGACCAGAAGUGGACGUCUGGAGCCUUGGGGUCAUCCUCUACACACUGGUCAGCGGAUCACUGCCCUUUGACGGACAGAACCUGAAGGAGCUGAGGGAGAGAGUCCUGCGGGGAAAGUACCGGAUUCCUUUCUACAUGUCCACAGACUGUGAAAACCUGCUGAAGAAACUACUCGUGCUCAACCCUGUCAAACGAGGCAGUUUGGAGCAAAUCAUGAAAGACCAUUGGAUGAAUGUGGGUCACGAGGAGGAGGAGCUAAAACCUUACAUCGAGCCUGAGGCGGACUUCAGUGAUUCAUCCAGAAUAGAGCUCAUGGUAACUAUGGGCUACCCUAAAGAUGAGAUCACAGACUCUCUGCAUCACCAGAAGUAUGAUGAUGUCAUGGCCACCUACCUGCUGUUGGGCAGAAAAGCUCCAGAGUUUGAAGGGAGUGAGCCCCUGACUAAUAGCAUCCUGGGCCAGCGACAGCGACCGACCAGUGACAUCAACAACAGCUCCAGCAUUUCUCCCGCCCAUCCCAAGGUCACACGCAGCAUCUCGGCCAAUCAGAAGCAGCGCCGCUACAGUGAUCAUGGUGGGGAUGAUGAUGGUGGUGGUGGUGGUGUCGUAGAGAAGCCAAUGGGUCCAUCUGUGCCACCGGCGGUGUCGUAUACAAAGCGUGGCCAGGCCCUGAGUGUAGAAAGUGACCACAGGGAGGAGUGGGACGGAGCGCGUCGGCUGGAGCUCAGCACUUCGAAAGGAGACGUUCCGGCUUCACCACUGGGGGUGCAGGAGAGAAAGAAAACUGCUGUGGGGCAGACCAAUGGAUCAAUGACUCGCAGGAACACAUAUGUGUGUGAACGAUCCUCUACUGACCGCUAUUCAGCUAUUCCUAAUGGCAAAGAUAGCAGUUUAACCGAGGUGUCAGGAAGCACCCCAUCGACUGCUAUGAGCUCCACACGACCUCGUCACACCAAGUCUAUGUCAUCGUCAGGGCAUCCUUCAAAAAGCACACUGCCCCCCAUUGACGACAACACAGAGCUUAAAGCCAGCUCCUCUCCUCGGGGUCCCUCCACCUCUCCGUCUGCACACAGUAUUAGCACCCCGGAGAAGAACCGUUUUCCUCGCGGUACCACCAGUCGCAGCACCUUCCAUGGAGCUCAGCUGAGAGACCGCCGCAGUGCGACUUACAACGGUCCCCCGGCUUCACCCACACUGUCCCAUGACACGGGGGCUCUCGCUCAGCAACGCAGGGGCACCUCCACUGGGAUCAUCAGCAAGAUCACCUCAAAGUUUGUCCGCAGGGUGCCUAGUGAGGGGGAGGCCAGUGCCAGGACAGAAACACCAAGAAGUGCAUCAGGUGAUACAAAGGAUGAAGGUGGUCGGGACUCCAAGCCUCGCUCGCUGCGUUUCACCUGGAGCAUGAAGACCACCUCGUCAAUGGAGCCCGCCGAGAUGAUGAAGGAGAUCCGAAAGGUUCUGGAUGCCAACAGCUGCGACUAUGAACAGCGUGAACGCUUCCUGCUUUUCUGUGUCCAUGGCGACGCUCGGCAGGACAACCUGGUCCAAUGGGAGAUGGAGGUGUGCAAGCUGCCCCGCCUUUCACUCAACGGCGUGCGCUUCAAGAGGAUAUCGGGCACGUCCAUCGCCUUUAAGAAUAUCGCCUGCAAAAUUGCCAAUGAGCUCAAACUGUGACAGCAGAUGGAGUCCCAGUCAGUUUUUGGUGAGCUCUGGUUAUGGUCUCAUCUCAUCACUGGAUUAGUGUUGACUUACAGGACAAAAUUCAGCACUGAAGUUCCUCACCGCGCAGAAUCAGGGUGGACUCGGCUGGUAAUGUGCAAUACUGGCCAUGAAUGUACUGUACAGGGUAGUGGAUCAGAGAGAUAUCGCAAGGUUUAACCUCUGUGAUGGAGAGAUAGCAAAAACAACCCCGCCCCCCCCCCUUUAUUUUGUUUCUUCCGUCCAGCCCUCUCUCUCUCUCUCUCUCUCUCUCUCUCUCUCUCUCUCUCUCUCUCGUCGUUCUCUCUCUCAUCAACCCGCUGCUCCUCGUCAUAGAACACAUUCAUGUAACACAUGCAGUAUGCAACUGAAGAUGAUCAUCCUGCAAUAAUGUUUUCAAUCUCUUUUUCUAAAACGCCUACUACAAGAUCUACUUUCCUCGCUGAAUAACCAUUAAAAUUACUGAAAGCUAAAAUAGCCGCUUUUCCACCUGUGUUAAGUCAGUAUAUAGAUCAGGCUGGAGCCCAUACUAAAACUAUGUAAAAAGAGAAUUGUACUGUAUGCAUAACAUCUGCAGGUACUGUAUUGUACAUUGAUUUUAUGUUCUGUACAGAAUUUUAUUGUCAAUACUGUCUUUUUUUCAUGGGAUUUGAGUUCUUUCCUAAUAUAAUUGAUGUCUCUUAAAGCAUUAUCCUUUCAGUCUGUGAGUUGUUUUUUUUAAAAUUGUUUUUUAAGAGCCACCAUAUGAAAAUAGUGUUUUUAAUUUUAUUUAAAGAGCACUAAAUUAUUUUGUUGAAUAUUAAGGGAUGUGCUCCCUUGCCUUUUAUGUUAUAUUUUAUUUGCCUACAGAAAAAAACACUAAGUUGCACCACAUAGACUUGAGUAGUAACUUCAGUUAAAACUGAAAAUGUGUUCACUUUAUUUUUCUCUCAGCAGUAGGGAGGUGAUUAGGAGAUCCUGCUGCAAUUGCACAAGUUUUCCAGGGUGACGUGUAUGAACAUGAGAGUAUGCACCUGUGUUUCUUUCGUGUUAGUUUGGUAGUCCUCAAUUACAAAAAAGCAGGGUUUAAAUUGGUUUACUUUAGAAAGCAGAGGACAGGAUGUUUUUAUCCAAAGGAUUGAAGAUGCAUGAAAAGUCAAACAAUCAACAUGAAAGAAGCAGUUUGUCUGGUGGAGCCUUUCUAAAGACCCUGAUUUAGUCCUGCCACCAGUGUGAUUAUGCAGGUACUUGUGUAUCUCCUUGCUUGUGUUUUUCUUUUCUUUUUCUUUUUUUUUUUUUAAUUCGACGGAUUUUAUUGUAUUUAUUCCAUUACAUUGUAAUGUGCUGCUUUGUAGAAUUGAGGCGUGCACUUUGUUGGAGAAAAUAAAAAGGAUUUUAUUUGUUUGUA
Messenger RNA from Scatophagus argus, 4172 nucleotides. It is a transcript of the gene mark1, whose product is annotated as MAP/microtubule affinity-regulating kinase 1. The coding region runs from base 389 to 2761 and encodes 790 amino acids. The transcript has 18 exons. Gene Ontology annotation, cellular component: cytoplasm. Gene Ontology annotation, biological process: intracellular signal transduction; protein phosphorylation; microtubule cytoskeleton organization. NCBI's taxonomy places the organism in Eukaryota, Metazoa, Chordata, Actinopteri, Scatophagidae. The record is from RefSeq and is a predicted model, not a curated record. Gene Ontology annotation, molecular function: tau-protein kinase activity; ATP binding; protein serine/threonine kinase activity.